Molecule: messenger RNA, 4066 nt
Organism: Cydia strobilella
Lineage: Eukaryota; Metazoa; Arthropoda; Insecta; Lepidoptera; Tortricidae
Gene: Ucp4A
Product: mitochondrial uncoupling protein 4
Exons: 7
Coding region: 328-1281 (317 amino acids)
Biological process (GO): response to cold
Molecular function (GO): transmembrane transporter activity
Source: RefSeq, a predicted model, not a curated record
UUCAACAUGAAAUGAAAUCACGAAUUAGUCACAAGUCGGUAGCGAUGUAAGCCGGACGCUACGCUCUUUGCUUGCCUUCGCGCUCUUUCGCGCCGCGGCCGGUUCCCCGCGGAUUUAGGCCAAGUGCUUCUCUUUCCUUCCUGGCCACAAACGUAACUCUAUCCCUUUCUCCUAGUGCUACUUUCAUUGAUGUAAUCAGUUCAAUGUUUACAUUUAAAUAUCAGGUGAUGAAAAUUCAUUGUGUUUUGAAUGCUGAUAAAGGAUUUCUCAGCUGGUUGCUGGUUGCUGAGCUUUAUGUAGGUAUGGGCGACGUGACAUCAAGUCGCCAUGCCGGUUCUACGCAACGCUGAUCACCCCGCGUCGCAGGCCACCGACUCGGUGAGCCUGCGCUACGCGGUUGCAGUGCUGGGGGCCUGGGCCGCCGAAGGAGCAACGUACCCCUUUGACUUGACGAAGACGCGGCUGCAAAUUCAGUCUGAAGUCGCAGCUGCUAACAAAGCCGGAUAUAAGAUCGAGAACCAUGGCAUGAUAAAAACAGCAGUAGGCAUCGCAAAACAAGAAGGCGUUCUAAAACUAUGGAGCGGCCUGAUGCCCAUGUUCCAACGACACAUCAUAUACUCGGGCAGCCGUCUCAUCGUCUAUGAAGAAUUCAGAAACAGGUUCAAGGAUGAAGAUGGAAAAACGUCUCUGAAAACCGCGUCUUUGGGCGGGCUGGCGGCGGGCGCGCUGGCGCAGCUCGUGGCGUCGCCCACGGACCUGGUGAAGGUGCAGAUGCAAGCCGAGGGUCGGCGGGUUCUGCAGGGCAAGCCGCCGAAGUAUACUGGCUGCUGGCAGACGUACAAGCUGCUCUAUAGGGAGAGCGGGAUUUUGGGCUUCUGGAGAGGAGCCGUCCCAAACGUGCAACGAGCAGCGCUAGUCAACAUGGGCGACUUGGCAGCCUAUGACUAUAGCAAACAAUUCCUGAUGCGGGAAUUCGGCAUGGCAGACAACGCGCUGGUGCAUGCCGGAGCGGCGUUCGCGGCCGGUUUUGUAGCUGCCGUUGUGGGCACGCCGGCAGACGUGAUGAAGACCCGUCUGAUGAAUCAGCCCGUCGGUCCGGAUGGGAGGGGAGUCCUGUACCGUGGCAUGAUCGAUUGUCUUCAGCAAUCAGUGAAGAACGAAGGCAUUUUGACCUUGUAUAAGGGCUUCUUGCCCCUCUGGAUGCGAUUAGGCCCGUGGGCACUGAUUAACUGGAUGGCUUUUGAAAAUAUCAUGCUUGCCUUAGGAGGAAAGACAUUUUAGAAAACAGAACAACAGUUGCUGAAGUUAAUAAAAAUAAGCAAGGCAAUGAUUUAGGUAACGUGAAGUCAGGGUACUCUGCGGGCUGGCGUCAGUUUUAUUAGAAGCUUACUAGAAUUUUGGGAAGAGAACCAUAAAAACUGAUAGGUACCUAACUCUAAACUUAAUGUAAGAAGCUAAGCUUAAUGUGUAGCUUCCUUUAGAAAUACUCUUUACAUUUCAUCAAGUGUAGAAAUAUGCCAACCCAAACUAUUUUGAUUGCGUAGCACAAUUUUUAUAUUUUAUUUAUUUAUUAUAUUAGUUAUUUUAUUAAUUAAUAUAGGUAUUUUAAUGUGACAGUUUUAGUUUAAGUGAUAUUGUGAGGCCUCUAUUUAUUCUACCGAUGUUUAUUUACGUUUGUUUUGGUGUUGUCUUUGAGUCUUUGCGACCAACCAAUUUUAUUCGUAAGAUAUUCUGCUUAUAGUUAAAAUACAUAUUUCAAUGAAAACACCAAAACACGCAUAAAAAUAUCCCUAGGAUUAAGCGCAAGGCGUGAAUUUAGUAAAAUAGACAUAAGUAAUACAUAGUACUUAAAUAUAGAACCAUAUAACGAUGAAUUAAUUGAAUUGACGACCGGUCUGGCCUAGUGGGUAGUGACCCUGCCUGUGAAGCCGAUGGUCCAAGGUUCGAAUCCCGGUAAGGGCUUUUAUUUGUGUGAUGAACACAAAUAUUUGUUCCUGAGUCAUGGGUGUUUUCUAUGUAUAUAAGUAUGUAUUUAUAUCUAUAUACGUAUGUAUUUAUCUAUAUAAGUAUGUAUAUCGUCGCCUAGCACCCAUAGUACAAGCUUUGCUUAGUUUGGGGCCAAUUAGGGCUAGGUUGAUCUGUGUAAGAUGUCCCCAAAUAUUUAUUUAUUAUUAUUUAAUUUGAAACACUUUUAUGAAGCAAACUAGACAAUUAGGUGCUAUAAUUCUAUUUUAAGUUAGGUAUAUAUGUAUAAAUCAUAUUGAAUCUAGUGUAAUGAAGGGCAAACAUCUGAUAACUGGAACAUUACAUUAACCAUUUGAUUAAUGCCGUAUACUUAUGCCGUCAAGUUAAAUGGCUCCUGUACACGAUGGCCCAGCGCUAGACCAGCGAGAUGGCCAUGCGAUGGUUAUAGCUCCUCUACACGAUGGCCCAGCGCUAGACCAGCGAGAUGGCCAUGCGAUGGUUAUGGCUCCUCUACACGAUGGCCCAAAAUUUUACCGCCAAAAAUGUCAUAUAGCCAGUUAUUGGCGGUUUACCCUACUAACUUAAUUUCAUACCAAAGUUUGAUUUUAUGCUCUAUUUGUUAUGUAGGUACUAUUACAAUACUAAUUCUUGUUCAUAGUCUGCAUUAGAAACGGCUUUCUCACAGCGUACUUAUACGGUAUGGAAUCCCAGUCCAGAAUUCUUAUCUAGGGUCAGCCAUAUGUGUAAACAGAAAUCAUAUUUCAGACCAUUUCACUAGUAAAUCAGAUCGAAUAUCUAGAUUUCUUUGACGACUGGCCUUCCCGUACUCCCCCCGUUAAUGAUUUUACUUAUUUAUUUUAUCAAUCCUGUAAUGGUAUAAUCAUCCCGGACACCUCGGGAGAGAUGGCCAAUUGUAAUUUUUUUUUAAAUAUUUUUCAAGCUGAUCGCAAUAUAAAUUAUUUUUUGGUGUUUCAUUUUCGAAAGUCAAUUGAUCAAGGUUUAUGAAGAAAUAAAGAUUUAUUUAAUUACAUGUAAUCUUUUUUAUAGCGUUCUAAAAAACUAUGGCCAACUACCCCGGAAUUAACCUAAUUAAACAAAAUAAAUAAGGAUUAGUUAAUUUCAUUUUGUAUGGGUUACGUUCUUAUUCUCGAACAUUCUCGAGAACGUCACAACUUUCGUUUUACCAAAUGCUGUUGUACAAACAACGUGGUGAAACUGAUUCGAUAUAAGGAGUCCACAAUUGCCUCCUCACAAUGUUGUAACUAAAACAUUUAUGUUAUAGGUAAUUGUUAUAAAAUAGUAAAGAUGUGCGAUUUUCCGACACUUCAGUACGAUAUAAAAUAUUGUCAUUAAAAUUAACUUAAUUUUAUCUGUUUUAAAAUACACUUCGUAUAAUAUUACACCAUCUAAUCUGAUGUAACUGCUCAAAUGGAUAAAAGACGUAAACACGUAUCAGACACGUGUAAAAAGUACGUUAUUGCGCAAAACUGCUGAUAAACUAAGGGUCGGUUGCGUCGCUAAAUUUUAUUGUAUGAAAAGUUUCAUAGUAAACCGCCGCGGCGUGCCGGGUGACGUUGAUCAGUCUGUCAAGUGCGGAUGGUGCAACUGGCACUUAGUCGUAUCGUCAGAUGUUUCGAAAUCUUAGGUAGUACCAAAGAGGAUAUAAUAAGAUAGAGCGAUACUGUCAUGUCUGUAACCACUAUAAAUUCACUGCCAUCUAUUGACAUACUUUAAAACUAAAAAUGAAGAUUUAUAAAAAUACGUUAAAAUGUAUUUAAAUAUGAUUUUGACCUAUGUUCUUUCACUGAUAAGCGUUAAAAUUAUAAAUAACAAACGAGACCGUCAACGCCCUCUAUACGAGAGUAGGCCAAAGCUAGUGGCGCCAUCUGAUCGAGAAUCAAAUUUUCGUGAUUUUCGAGGCACGUUUUUUCCUUAGAUUGUAUCCAUCUAUUACGGAGUUAUAUCUAUCUUUGGUAGUACUUAUUACAUCAUAAUAUUAUAAGCCUUCAUAAAUGUUUUUUUUUCCUUGUAUAUUUUAUAGGAAUGCCGUUUACUAAAUGUGAUGUUAUUUAGGUGUAAUAAAUUAUUAAAUUGUUGAGAA